Messenger RNA from Oryza sativa Japonica Group (Japanese rice), 2147 nucleotides. Its product is annotated as transcription factor TGAL7-like. Lineage: Eukaryota; Viridiplantae; Streptophyta; Magnoliopsida; Poales; Poaceae. Gene Ontology annotation, molecular function: DNA-binding transcription factor activity; sequence-specific DNA binding. Gene Ontology annotation, biological process: DNA-templated transcription; regulation of DNA-templated transcription. The record is from RefSeq and is a predicted model, not a curated record.
AAAGUCUCCUUUCAAGUUCUUGGUCAAAAGGUGAGGGGAGAAGGGGAGGAGAUUUUAGGUGACAUCCAAACGAAAAGCUUCAGCCCCCUUCUUUAUAGCCUUUUGUUACAAGUAUAAAAACAAGGGUGCAAACAGAAGUCAGUUUUGCCAUUAAUGUCUGAUUUUGUAUCUUUUGCUAGCAAGAGGGGAUGUGCAUAGUGUGAGGAGAGAGAGGUACAACAAGAAGAGAGAAAUUAAGAGAGCAGUAGUAGAGGUGUGCUGCAGGAGGAUGGUCAGGGCCUUCAUAAGGGCUUCAUGGGGGGCUCCAGAGAGGAAGAUCGUCAGCACCACAAUCACCUCCCUUCUGAGCUCCCCCUCGGCUUCCGGAGCUCCUCACCGACGACGAUGAUCGCCUCUUCCUCCAUGAGCAAGGAAUCGAGCAACUACGACAUGGCCGAUUUCGAUCAAGCUUCGCUUUUUCUCUACCUAGACAGUCAUGAUCAACAAUCCAUCCAAGAACAACGACAAACUCUGAACAUCUUCCCUUCCCAGCCGAUGCAUGUAGCCGACCCAGCUCAUGAAGCAAAGAGUGCUGGGGUAGCCAUGGCCAUGCUUCCCAAUGGCAACCAGCUGCAGGUUCUUCCUUCUCAUCCCAGCAAGAAGCCUGAUCAGCAAGGUGGUCAAAAGAUUAAUUCCAGUGUCCCUACUAAUCCACCUGGCCCUAAUCUUCCCUUGCCUAACUCUGCCAAGGAUAACAAGAAUAGUAGCCUCAUUAAGGGGCCAAAAAAAUGUGGCUUGCAGAAGGAAGGAAGCAGCAGUGGGAAGGGUGCAACAACAUCCAAUGAUCCAGAAAGAGAAGGAAGGAGGACACUAGACCCUAAGACACUGAGGAGGCUUGCACAGAAUAGAGAGGCAGCAAGGAAAAGUAGGCUUAGGAAGAAGGCUUACAUUCAGCAGUUGGAGUCAAGUAGGAUUAGGCUAAGCCAGCUUGAACAACAAGUUCACGUGGCAAGAGUACAGGGUGCUAUGCUGGGUGCUGGAGAUCAGCACCAGGGCCUUCCUUCUGGCCCUUCAGCUGCAUCGUUGUUUGACCUGGAGUAUGGGAGAUGGGUGGAGGAGCACAGCAAGCUGAUAUUCCAGCUGAGGGCAGCCCUGAACGAGCAGAUGGCGGACAGCCAGCUGCAGGUGUUCGUCAACGGCGCGAUGGCGCAGCACGACGAGCUGCUGAGCCUCAAGGGCGCCAUUGCCAGGGCUGACAUCUUCCAUCUCCUCUGUGGCGUCUGGGCUACCCCCGCCGAACGCUGCUUCCUUUGGCUCGGUGGAUUUAGACCCUCUGAGGCCAUCAAGGUGAUGCUUAAGCAGGUGGAGCCGUUGUCGGAGGGGCAGCUGAUGAGCAUCUACGAGCUCCAGCAAGCGGCGAAGGGGACGGAGGACGCCCUCAGCCACGCCAUGGACGGCCUCCAGCAGUCGCUCUCCGACACCGUCGCCGCCCCUGACGUCGCCGCCGCCGGCGGCUUCAUGGGGCACAUGUCCCUCGCCAUGAACAAGAUCUCCGCUAUGGAGGACAUCGUCAGGCAGGCAGAUGGCCUGAGGCAGCAGACCCUGCACAAGCUGCAGCAUAUGCUGACCAUCCGGCAAGCCGCCCGGUGCUUCGUGGCAAUCUCCGACUACUUCCACCGCCUACGCGCACUCAGCACACUAUGGGUUGCGAGGCCAAGGCCGGAGGAGGGGCCGGCAAUGUAGAAUAAGUGUCUCAGAGAAGAUCAGAACAUCAACAACAAUGCUUGCAAAAUUUAACCUGGUUAAGAAUUAGGUAGUUAGCUGCAUGCAGUGAAUUGAACUAGGGAGCACAUUUGAAGAGAGGUGUAUGUGAGAGUAAUGCUCUCUCAGAUGUGUAACUUGCAACUUUGUAAGGUGUAUAUAGCUUCUUAGGUGUUAGAGAAGAAAAGAAGUAGGGAAUAGUGGAAACUUAAUUUGAACUUUCUUUUGUUUCUUUUUAUCCCUGACUUUUUCUACUUCUUUGCCAGCUAUAUGUAAGUUCACCUGGAACUACAUCAUUGAUUUGGAUAGUGUUUCUAAUACUUGCUGGUAACAAAAUCAUGAGAUAAAUGCUCUAAGGGGAAAAAAAAACUUCCAGAGUCUCAUAUCCCCUCUGAAAUUUGUUCGCU